Molecule: messenger RNA, 2916 nt
Organism: Aspergillus saccharolyticus JOP 1030-1
Lineage: Eukaryota; Fungi; Ascomycota; Eurotiomycetes; Eurotiales; Aspergillaceae
Product: putative PHD finger domain protein
Exons: 3
Coding region: 92-2833 (913 amino acids)
Biological process (GO): transcription elongation by RNA polymerase I; regulation of mRNA 3'-end processing; transcription elongation by RNA polymerase II
Cellular component (GO): nucleus
Molecular function (GO): RNA polymerase II transcription regulatory region sequence-specific DNA binding
Source: RefSeq, a predicted model, not a curated record
CAUUUCCCCCUUCCUGUCCUUUCUCUCCUUUGCAACCAGCAAUUUUCGCGCCGUAGAAAUUUGAACAACCCUUCAGUCAUUCACUACAAACAUGGCUGACGAACCGAGACGCUCUGGUCGCUCGACUAAGGGUCAGCACAAGAACCUCGACAUGAUCACCGAGACGCCGGCUAAGAAGACGAAAGCCAAAGCUCAGCCCAAAGAGAAACCCGCGAAACCGUCCGUGGAGCCGACGCCGGCUCCCAGCGAGGAGGAAGAAAUCAUCCGAUGCAUCUGCGGUGAAUAUGAAGAGGAGGAGGACGUCGAACGUGAUAUGAUCUGCUGCGAUCGAUGUUCCGCAUGGCAACACAAUGACUGCAUGGGCCUGACGUUCGCCAAGGGGGAAGAGCCCGACGAAUACUUCUGUGAGCAGUGCAAGCCCGAGAAUCACCCGGUUCUCUUGGAGAAAAUCGCGCGGGGUGAGAAGCCAUGGGAGGAAGCGGCCGAACGGCGACGCAUCGAAGCGGAAGAGAAGAAGGCUUCACGACGCAAAAAGGGCAAGAAAGGCGGCAGGAGAGGUCGACAAAGUGAGGCCAAGGUUGAAAUGAGCACACCUGCGCGCGCAGUAGCAGCCUCGACGACACCUGCCCCUACUCCUACUCCAGCUGCCGUCGCUACGCCUACGCCUGCUCCCGCGCCUGCUCCCGCUGCCCUUCCACCACAUCCCACACCUCCUGCUCCCACUCCUUCCGUCCAGAUUCCUGCUACUGAAGCUGCUACUGCCGCGAAGGCGCCAACCCCCGAAGAAAAUGGCCUCUCUUCCGAGGCCCAGCCGGCAAGCGCCCAGAAGCGCAAGUUUGAGGAGCAACAAGAGCCUUCAGCUCUGGACGCUGAACCGAAACCCAAACAGCAGAAGAUCUCACCAUCCGCCGCGACACCGACCCCUCCCCCCCAGCCGGCUACAGUAAAAGAUGAACCUGUCGCGCAGUCGUCGCGUCAAGGUUCCGUCGCAUCACCGUCGCCGACCACGGAAGAAGCAAAGCACCUGGAAGAACCCACUAAUCCCGCUCGGAAAAGUGUUGCCAGUGCCCUGGUCAAGUUAUUUGUAGAUCAGAUUUCUGAGUCCCAGAAGAAAGGAUCUUUCAGCUUGCCCCAUGGGAAAACAGCGGAGGAAGUUGCGCGGCAGCUCGGACUCUCGAUUGAGAGUGCUAUGUACCAGAAUAUAUGCGGAGGAUCUGGAGAGCCCACAGACCCGUAUAAAACUCAAUUGCGGACGAUUCUGUUCAACGUAAAGAAGAACUCUUCUCUACGGGAUCGUCUGCUCGUAGGUAGUUUACUUCCUGAUGCCUUCUCUAAGAUGAGCUCCCAAGACAUGGCCAGUGAGGAGCUGCAGCAGAAGGACGCGGAGAUCAAGCGGGAGGCCGAGCGCCAACACAUUAUCAUCCAAGAGCAAGGGCCGCGCAUAAGACGCACCCAUAAGGGUGAGGAAUUGGUUGAAGAUGAGAACCAUGUCGCCGCCAGCGAGCCGGUGUUUUCCACCGUCGCAUCUCGACGCAGUCUGGCCGAGGCCGACGGCAGUCCUACCGCGCAGAGUCCGACCAGUCCAACGCAGCAGACGACUGAGACCGAUGGCGCCGCUUCGAAGCCCCUCAAUGAAUCCAAGCUCUCUGAUGGAGUGGAUAUUCGUCGCGAUGACUUUCCUCCGAGGGCGCAUUCGCCCGGUGGCACCAGCCACGAGCCUGUCUUCCCCGAAAUGUCAGCUCACAUUCGCGAACAGUUACCAGCUCGCAAAGCCCAAGCCGAUGCCGAAAUUGAUCAGCUACUCAAGGACGAUGAACCCGAAUCGCCACCCUACUCUCCCAGGGACUAUCACGAUGAAGGAUCGAUCUGGCAUGGCAAGGUGAUGAUGAGUACCAUCGCCGAAUUCGCGUCCUCAGCGAAGCAUGCAGGAGGCGCCGACCUCAGCGGUCGUAUCCCCUGGAGCCAGCUGGUCCCUUCGACCUUACUCGUGGACGGACGGAUCGACAUUCAGUUGGCCGGCAACUAUCUCUGUGGUCUUCGGUUCAGCUCGUCGACCGAUGUUACUGUCAUCUCGAUUAGCAGUCCUCAUAAUCCCAAGGAGAAGGCUGGCUUUGACAAGUUGUUCAGCUACUUCCAAGACCGCAAUAGAUACGGGGUGGUGGGCAAACACCCUCUGCCAGCUGUCAAGGAUACAUACUUGAUACCGAUUGAGGCCGGGUCAACCAAGAAGCCCGACUUCAUCGAAUUAUUGGAGAACAACACCCUCGAGGAUCCCAUCCCGGAACGGGUACUUCUGGUUGUCUUCGCCGUGAAGACCGGCGAUUCGAACCCUCCUUCCGUGCAGUCCAUCUCUCAUCCAUCCAGCCAGGAGCCUGGUGCUUCUGCCAGUCCCCUCACGAUGGCUCCCUCCCAGCCACAACAAUUUCUGACCCCCGCGCCUCCUCGCCAUUCCUCCCAGUUCACCCCCAGUCCAGCUCCCUCGUUCCCCGCCACGCCGCAGGCGCCCAUCCCCUACGGCCAGCAAACGCAGCAACCACCCGCAGCUUCCACACAAUACCCCUCCUAUGCACCACCCCAGGCUGCAGCCCAGUCAGGCCCAUUCACAGGUCUGCCGGCAGCUAUCCAGGUCCUGGGUCCGCAGGCCGCCCAUUCGCCCGCGCUCACGCAACUUCUACAGCAGGCUCCCAACGCGGAUGUCUCUCAGUUGAGUGUGAUUAAGGAGAUUCUAGUCCGCUGUCCAGAGGCUCUGGCUGAUUACAAGCUGCUGACCGAUGAACUAUUCAAGGUCACGGCGGCCAAUGGACACCAUGGUGGACAGCAGAACAACCGGUAGACUGCAGCUUGAAUGCUGCUGUACAGUACUCUUUCUUCCACCUUUUCUAUCUCUCAUGUCUCUUCCUCGACUUUCCUCUCCCC